CCUCACCUCGCUCAUCAACUCAUCCCUGACCGCUGGCUACGUCCCUUCCGUCUUCAAGAGAGUGAGAGUUGCACCCCUUCUGAAAAAACCUACACUCGAUCCCUCCGAUGUCAACAACUACAGACCAGUAUCCCUUCUUUCUUUUCUCUCCAAAACCCUUGAACGUGCCGUCCUUGGCCAGCUCUCCCGCUAUCUCUCUCAGAAUUACCUUCUUGAUCCAAAUCAGUCAGGUUUCAAGACUAGUCAUUCAACUGAGACUGCUCUUCUCUGUAUCACGGAGGCGCUCCGCACUGCUAAAGCUAACUCUCUCUCCUCUGCUCUCAUCCUUCUAGACCUAUCGGCUGCCUUCGAUACUGUGAACCAUCAGAUCCUCCUCUCCACCCUCUCCGAGUUGGGCAUCUCCGGCGCGGCCCACGCUUGGAUUGCGUCCUACCUGACAGGUCGCUCCUACCAGGUGGCGAAUCGCAUCUCUGCAUGUCUGGCAGACAUAUCAGUGUGGAUGACGGAUCACCACCUCAAGCUGAACCUCGGCAAGACGGAGCUGCUCUUCCUCCCGGGGAAGGACUGCCCGUUCCAUGAUCUCGCCAUCACGGUUGACAACUCCAUUGUGUCCUCCUCCCAGAGCGCUAAGAACCUUGGCGUGAUCCUGGACAACACCCUGUCGUUCUCAACUAACAUCAAGGCGGUGGCCCGUUCCUGUAGGUUCAUGCUCUACAACAUCCGCAGAGUACGACCCUGCCUCACACAGGAAGCAGCGCAGGUCCUAAUCCAGGCACUUGUCAUCUCCCGUCUGGAUUACUGCAACUCGCUGUUGGCUGAGCUCCCUGCCUGUGCCAUUAAACCCCUACAGCUCAUCCAGAAUGCCGCAGCCCGUCUGGUGUUCAACCUUCCCAAGUUCUCUCACGUCACCCCGCUCCUCCGCUCUCUCCACUGGCUUCCAGUUGAGGCUCGCAUCCGCUACAAGACCAUGGUGCUUGCCUACGGAGCUGUGAGGGGAACGGCACCUCAGUACCUCCAGGCUCUGAUCAGGCCCUACACCCAAACAAGGGCACUGCGUUCAUCCACCUCUGGCCUGCUCGCCUCCCUACCACUGAGGAAAUACAGUUCCCGCUCAGCCCAGUCAAAACUGUUCGCUGCUCUGGCCCCCCAAUGGUGGAACAAACUCCCUCACGACGCCAGGACAGCGGAGUCAAUCACCACCUUCCGGAGACACCUGAAACCCCACCUCUUUAAGGAAUACCUAGGAUAGGAUAAAGUAA
Oncorhynchus nerka (sockeye salmon) is the source of this 1259-nucleotide messenger RNA. RefSeq lists its product as uncharacterized. The transcript has 2 exons. Bases 500 to 1249 code for a protein of 249 amino acids. The record is from RefSeq and is a predicted model, not a curated record. NCBI's taxonomy places the organism in Eukaryota, Metazoa, Chordata, Actinopteri, Salmoniformes, Salmonidae.